Molecule: messenger RNA, 1530 nt
Organism: Melanotaenia boesemani (Boeseman's rainbowfish)
Lineage: Eukaryota; Metazoa; Chordata; Actinopteri; Atheriniformes; Melanotaeniidae
Gene: crhbp
Product: corticotropin releasing hormone binding protein
Exons: 7
Coding region: 73-1035 (320 amino acids)
Biological process (GO): negative regulation of corticotropin-releasing hormone receptor activity; hormone-mediated signaling pathway; negative regulation of corticotropin secretion
Molecular function (GO): corticotropin-releasing hormone binding
Source: RefSeq, a predicted model, not a curated record
AAAGCGGCGCUGACCGCAGAGCAGCUCAGACUUGUUCCGCUCAGGUGAGUCGUGCACACACAUCUGCGUGUUAUGGAGCGCACUUUCCGCGAGCAGCUCUUUUUUCUGCUGUUGUGUCUGUCCGUCCUCAAGGGAGACUCCAGAUAUAUUGAGAGUAACGAGAUUUCAAAAGAUGAAUUAUAUUCAUUUUUCAACUCGGAUCUCAAGAGGGAAAUGCCUGAUGUGUUGAUGUAUCGACGACCAUUGCGUUGUCUGGAUAUGGUCGCAGUGGAGGGUCAGUUCACCUUUACAGCAGAGACUCCUCAGCUCAACUGCGCAACUUUCUUCAUGGCUGAGCCCACUGAAGUCAUUAGUGUGGAUUAUGACAAUGUUGACAUUGACUGCAGCAGAGGAGACUUCAUCACGGUUUUUGAUGGCUGGGUGAUGAAAGGUGAAAAGUUCCCCAGCUCCCAGGACCACCCGCUGCCUCUCUUUGAGCGCUACGUGGAUUACUGUGACUCUGGAUCAGUGAGGAGAAGCGUGCGCUCUUCUCAGAACGUGGCCAUGGUCUUCUUCCGCAUUCACAGCGCUGGUAGCAGCUUCACCCUGACUGUCAGAAAACACAUCAACCCCUUCCCUUGCAAUGUUAUCUCACAGUCACCAGAGGGCACUUACACAAUGGUUAGCCCCCAGCAGCAGAGAAACUGCAGCUUCUCCAUCAUAUAUCCCGUGGCAAUAGAUAUUUCAGAGUUCAGCCUCGGACACCACAGCAAUUUCCCAAAGAGAUCAUUGCCUGGAUGUGCAGAAUCUGGAGAUUUCGUGCAGCUUUUGGGAGGAAAUGGUAUUGAUACGUCUAAGCUGCUUCCCAUCACAGACCUUUGCAUCUCCUUUACUGGACCCACCCACAUGAAGAUCGGCUGUGAAAACACGGUGGUGAGGAUGGUGUCCAGUGGGAAGUUUAUCAGCCGAGUGUCUUUUAGCUACAGGCUGCUAGACAACCAGGAGUUACAGACGAUCAAGCUCAACAAUGUGGAAGAUUUCUGUUUCAACAACUGAUCCGGACAGGAUCAUAAUGUCACAAAUGUAUCAUUUGACUGCAGACAUUUCUAUAAUUAUUUUGUUGAAAACAAGAACCACCCAGCCAGUCUAAAAUCCAAAGAUGGGAAAAACAUGUAUAAAAAUAAAUAUAUAUCCUGUCAUAAAGAACAUAAUUUACUGACAUUUUCAAUUUUGUUGUUUUUCCUGCAUUCUGAUCUUUUAUGGCUCACUGUUGCAAAUAUAUCUCAGUUAAGUGUCCUUUUGUGUUUGAUGGAACAACCGUUUAUAUUUAUGCUUUGUUUACAGUAAGUAAACUUCUCGUUAUGUUUUUUAGGAGUUUUUUUAGUUGACAUUCUUGAAGAAUGGUGCUAAAAUGAAUGUUAUCUUUUGUUUGUGUGAGUGAGACAUGAUGUGCUGAUUCAUUUCCUACCGCAUACGACAUGGAAGGUAAAGGGAUAAAUAAAACAAAAUAUGAGUACUCGAUGCCAUUAUGCAGUUAAAUUUGAUAAAAAC